AAUUUGAGUUUCGCCAUUGAACUCGCUGUCGACGUAGUCGUAGAAUUUGCAGCAUGAAUAGCAGGCUAAUGAGAUGAUGGGAGGGGUAUUUUACGUGUCGCUCACCUUUCAUCGCUAGGUGAGGGGGAGAGUGAGCGAGAGCGAGCUUUCAGGAUUUCUUUGCUAUUGGAAUAUGAGAGAGUCUUAAUGCGACGGGCAUGUUUUGCGCUUGUGUGUUUCUUGGUUGAGAUUCAGGAGUCUCGAGAAACGUGCGCGUCGCUCGCGCCUCCAUAUCUCGCAGCCAUUGGCCCUCACGGUGAUUAAUCAUCUGAUUGAGACAGCUUUCAUUGCUCCUUCUUGCACCGCCCUUCAUUGCUCUCCGGGAAGGAGCGGUAUGGUGGUAGGUCACCUUUCAGUUGUCUUCUCAUCAACCGGCGAUGGUGACUCUGUUGAGGCAAUAAUUUUGUCGCUCCCAAACGACGAGCAUUCUUUUGCAACUGGAAAGCUCUUUGCAGCCGCACGCUUUCUCUUGGAGAAGGAGAGUUAGGAGCAAUGGGAGUGAAGAGUGAUGUAGUUUGUUAGCACGUAGUAGCUGGACUUGGGGAGCUUUUGCAAUAGAUGUUUCGUGCUUGAUUGAUGACUGUGAGUUGUGGUCGACUAAAAUGUGUCGACACGAUCAGAGCCUGGUGGUUAUGAGAGUCUUUUUCGAAGGGAGCUUAGUGUUUUCUCGCAAUUUGUACGCACCUCUCUCUUUCAGGUCAGUAGCAGUGAGUGAACGUCGAAGUUGGAUUACUAGAGUUGUUUACUUAAGAACCGCUUCAUAAUUUCGGAGGCGAGCACUAUGGUACUCUUAGUAGUGUAGUGUCUGUAGUUAUGUCCGAGGAACUUGAAUUCAUUCUGUUCCUUUGUUGAGAAUUUUAAGAGCUGUUGGUCAUCGUUUGAAUUGUAGGGGCUGGUUUAACAGUAGGAUUGUCAGUUUCAGGAUUAUAUGUAUGCAGUGGAGGAUCGGAGAAAUUGAAAAUUGACUGUAGUCUCAUGCCUUUCUAUCCGCCAAGGUAUAUCGGUCUUGUUAAAUCGCGAUUCUUCACACUCGGUCUCGGCAGGGUACCCAGCAAAUGAUUAUUUUUGAGGCGAUUUUUUGCCAGUCCACAGAUCGUCAAACAUUUCACUCUGGCACGCAAUUUGCAAGUUCUGAGAGUGUCCACGGUGCGGGUCCACCGGUCAAGUUCUGCGUAGCAAUCAAGGAUGAUGAAGUAUUUAGCUGGUUUGUUCCCCAGGUUAAAAGGGAUGGGUUUAUAGCGUGACAAGUUAGAGCUUCGAUAGACUACUUAUAUAUAUUUCCAAGUCUUGUCAGAACAGCCAACUUUUCAGAAUGGGAAACCCUUCGUCAGGAUCCAAAGUGCAAACAACUAUGUCUCUUCCGAAAGGGAGACACAGGCAGUCGCUAUCUGUGGGUGGCGCGUCCCUACAACUUGAGAAGUAUGAUAGAUUGAGUAGCAGUGAGAGGAUAUCUUCGACUGUGUUGAGUCCCAGAACCACGGAAGAGAAGGCUAUUGCUGCCUUCCUAGGCGACAAGAAGACGAAACGAAGGACAAGGUCAUCUCUGGGAGGAAGUGAGGAGUUCAUCAAAGGAUUUUCAGAACUUAAUGGAGUCGCUUUGGCAGCAGAAGAGAGAAAGCCUCUCGGCACCAUACCAUUCCGAGGACACCGGAGAGCCGGAUCCGGGAAUGUGACACCCAAAGCUGCGGAGUCUCCCAGAGCGAAAGGAAUGUGCCCUCCUCCAGGGGUAGAGAAAAAUGCUGUAACGAAGAUGUCAGCCUCCUUGUUUCAUUCUCCUACAAAACUUGAGCGGUCUAUGUCAUUAUCAAGAGUAGCCCACAGAGUCAUUCCAGAUGCAGAUAGAACUCCACGCUGUCGAGCCGGAGUAGGUGAAGUCAUCCUGCCCGGAAAACGAGACGCGCUGAGAGAACUGAAGCGGCAAGAUCUUCCGAGGGGCCACCGAAGUGAGAAUGGUUCCGGAAGGAAAUCUUUCUCUGUACACCUGGAAAAGAUAAUAAGUUGUGGGAAUGGAGAAAAUUGCGAUGGACGGUCUUUUUCCCAUACUGGUUCUGGUGGUCUAAAGUCUAAAAAGGGAGUCACGCCAUCCGAUCAUGUCAAUGACGAGAACUCUCAUUUUGAAAACCAACCACAAGGCACUAAAAUGCCCACUCUAGAGACAUGGUCGAGCCAUGAGCAAUGGAACUGGAAUGCUGCUUACAUGCCAGUCAAAGAUAUCCAUCCAGUGUGUUUCGAAACAAUCACCAAAAAGCGCAGCGAGCAGCCAAUGACUACAAGAUCACUGGAUUUGGGUCGUGAUCUUUACGGAAGCGCAAGGAGAUCCUCAUUCUCUAAUGCUGCGUCGAUGCAACUGUCCUGUGUAUCGAAGGGCUCUAAUCCCGACGGAUCAGAAUCUUUCAAUGAGUCACUAAGUGGAAACUUGUCAAGUACCCACAUCGAGAACUCUUACCGGAUUAAGCAUUCUGAUGCACUGUUGAUUUCACAGUCGUUGGGCUCUGGGUACCUAUCAUGGCAGCCUUCCCCUAAUAUCACACCUUCAAAAAGACAAUCUUUUUUGGACCAGACCCACCAGAAUCUUAAGAAUUUGCAUUGCCACCCACUUCCAUUGCCCCCACCUUCCCAAGCUAGUCAAACGACGGGAACAGUUGCAAUCCAACAAGAGAAGCAGAAGAAAGCUGCUUCUACUCUCUCUGACAAGGUCACUGAGGAAGACCUUACUGAGGCAGCAAUCCUCUCUAGUCUCGUUGGUGAGGAUGAUCCUGCCGGGCCAGUACUCAUAUCAGAGGAAUCUAAACGAAUAGUUCCAAGUGCGAGUCUAGGUCGGCAGGUAGGAGAGGUCCUAUUCAGCAGUGAGAGAGAGAUUGGUUUGAGGAAUCCCAGCGGUCCUGAUGCAUGUUUACGAAAGAGUAUCAGCUUCGAGCCUACUACUGAAGAGAAAUCGAGAAUUGGACAUGAAAAUAGGAAUAAACUGCGGAAGAGGAGAAGAAGUGUUUCUGCUUCAGGCAUUGGUGCCAUGCUUCUCAAGGUUGUGCGCGUAUCCGACACAGGACCUAGUGAAACGAUGACAGUGCCUAUCGCAGAUGCUAAGGUUUCUGGGGUAGAUCAAAAUAGGGACUACCCUGAUCAAACUAUUAUGCCAAGGGGUAGUCAAUCUCAGUUCCCCACCACACGUCUUCACCAAGAUUGUCUAGCCGAGAUUGUUCAGCCCGAGGCCAAUAGCACCGAGGUUGUAGACAUGGACGUUGAAUACCAGAAUUGCAGCACUGAGCUCGUGGCUCCUGAUGUAGCCAGCUGUGGUGAUGUAACUACAGAAGAUCUUUCUUUCAGCGAAGAUAUUGAGCGACCAUCUGAAGAGAUGCAAGGAGGUGAAACUGAAAUGGUGUUAAAUCUCACUCAAGGAGACCAACUUGCAGGUUCCGGAUCAGACAGUGUCGGGCCGAAUCCACACGACAAGCAAGGCAACCAAAAGAUUCUUCUUGAGACAAUUGGCAAUCCCGAUCCUCUAAACGCAGAUGGAAAUUGCCCAGAAAUCUCAGCGGACGCAGGGAUUGAAGACCUCGAAGAUAAUGCGCAUCAGAGAGAAGAAAGUUUCAGAAGUGUACCGAACUCGAAGGUAGUUUGCCAGGAAGAGAAGAUUAACAAUCGGGAAGCCUUGCUGGAAAAUGCCAGGUUAAACGCGCCGAGAUUUCUCAAGCGAGAGGAAGGUGUUGGAGGCAGCCGAAGAAAAAGAUUAGGUAGCAAAGGACGGGUCUCGUACGACUUGGACAAAUCCGCAGAGUGGAAAGCGAAGAAAGCUGAAGUUUCUGAAGCAGAUACUGAAACAGAGCAUACUCAGGCGAUUGACACCGGCAGCAAACAGCCUCCAGCCUUACUAGACGAGAAUGUGACCAUAACCAAAGAACGACCUCGCAGCUUUGGGUCCAUGUUACAAGUUUCUCCUCUCGAUGAGAUGCGCCUGGCUCCGUCUUCCAUAUCCAUUUUGGCUAAUCCAUCUUUCUCCAGCUCUCACCAAGAUAGACUGUGGGAGGAGCAAGCUGAAGCCUAUUCCAGUGGAGGGAGGGGCACUCCAGGUAGAGAAGACGACACUGCAGCAUACGUACCCCUCCAGUCGCCAACGCGAGGUGGUACAAUUUCGUCUGAUGACCAAUCCCACUCCGCCGCUGGUUCCUUAAGAAAACCACACGGAGACCUAAGCGUCAUGAGCACCACUGGUGUCGUCAGCGACAGUGGACACAGCAUCGACAAAAGGAAAGGGCUAGGAAAGAAGAGGAGCAGACCUCGAACACCGCUGCGAAGCUUGAUGGCCGAAGAUCACCACAGCAAAUCCUCCAGCAUUAAGUCUCCUGACAGCCAUAGCCACUUCCUACAGCACAUCAUGUCUCGCAUCAGAGGAGGCUCCAGCUCAAAAUCCUUAAGUUCUAAAAGUCAAGACACCAUACCCAAGAGACGGACCACUAUCUGGAGCAGUUGCAUGUGCUUCUCUCACAUCAGGUAGACUAGGUAUUUAAACAGACUCAUGGAGAUGGGAACCAUGGAGCACUUGCGUGUGCUUCUCUCACAUUAGGAAGAUUAGGCAUUUAGACGAAUCCAUGGAGGUGAGAACCAUUUCAGGAAUGAAAAUUAAUUGGUUUGUGGAUACACAGAUUUUUUUAUGUGCCACACAAGGCCAUUUUUCA
This is a messenger RNA of Physcomitrium patens, 4712 nucleotides long. The record is from RefSeq and is a predicted model, not a curated record. Lineage: Eukaryota; Viridiplantae; Streptophyta; Bryopsida; Funariales; Funariaceae.